AUGGAGGGCAUUACAUGCGAUAAGGAUGGAUUCGUCACCGCCAUAUUUGUGGUUCUUGAGACGUUUGGAGGUCCAAUACCCGCCAUAAUCAGCAAUUUUCAACGUCUCAGAGACUUGUCACUUCUUUUCUGCCAACUCACGGGCACCAUCCCCGAUUCCCUGUUCAACUUACCACAUCUCGUGAGCCUCCACCUACCCGGUAAUCUCCUCUCUGGUACGCUUCCAGAAGGCUUCAGCCGAUUGACAAACUUAAAACACCUGACUCUUAGUUUCAAUCAACUUUCUGGGCCAAUAGACAUCCUUUGCAACCUGCGACAGCUCGAAUAUAUGAGCCUUGUUGAGACCCUGUUUGGCGGUUUCCUACCUGAACAACUGAGCAACCUCAUCAACCUUCGUAGCAUGGACCUUUUGAAGAACCACUUUAAUGGAAGCAUCCCGGCGUCCAUCAGCAACAUGGCUUCCUUGGAACGAUUAGUUCUGGAUUACAACCAGGUCACUGGCACCAUUCCGGACUCCUUCAGUCGCAUGCAGCGUCUUGCACACCUCUCACUUGCAGAGAACCAGCUGACAGGAUCCAUCCCUGAGUCACUCUCAGCCCUUUGUGCUUUGACUGACUUGCGGUUAUACAGCAACCAUCUGACUGGGUCCAUUCCAGCAUCUCUAGCAUCAUUGAAGAAUUUAAAAUCCCUAUGGCUCAACUGGAACCACCUCUCAGGAAGCAUACCUGCUGCAAUAGGCGACCUCGUGCAGAUAGAACACUUGGGUCUUUCAUCUAUUGAAGUGUCUGGCUCCAUACCAACAGCCAUUUGGAGGCUCACCAACCUCGUCAUGAUGUCCUUAGCAGACAAUAUGCUGUACGGGACCGUUCCAAGCAACCUCAGCAAGCUAUCCAAGCUUCAAUACCUGCAACUCAGGGACAACCAGCUCUCGGGGCCGAUUGACAUGGUCGUACAGACCAUGACGAAUCUUAUCCAGCUAAGCCUCAGCGGUAACCGGUUCUCUGGGCGUCUUCCCAGCCCUGCCUCUCCGUUUAUCGAGAAGUACACAGUGAACAACAACUUCUUCUCGCAUGGCCAGGUCAAGUUUACCAACUGCUCAGCUGUCACAUGGAGUGUCGAUGCCAACUGCCUCUCCAGCGACCUUCGCAUCUGUGGCCUUCGUCACGCCCCGAACCUCAAUUCAACCUGUGCUGCGUUCUGUGGGGUGGCGAUCGGUGCUGUUGCCCCUGUGUGUGGGGGGCGUGGCUACUGCUCUGUGAAUGAGUUCACUGCAAUCGGAGAGUGUUUCUGCGAUCCCAACUACAUGCUCAAUAGUACCAACACCAACGAUUGUGUGCCUGGAGCCGUGGGAGCAUCACUGGCAUCGGGCUCGGCCUAUGUGUCGCUGCAGGGGUCAGCUGCUGUGCUUUCCAACGGCUCCAUUCUUCUCACAGGAGGGGGGCCCAACCAGCAGGGAGCAGCGUUUGCCUCUCCCGCGCUGCGCCUCUUCUACUUCCCCAACAAGCGCUCCCUCUGCGGGAUUGAGCUCGCAUUCACCGCUGCCUUCAGCUUUGUUAUGAGUCCAGCGAGCCAGGGGGGGGAUGGAGAGGGCCAGGCCUCAGGUGGGGAGGGCCUUGCGUUUGUGGUGGCAGCAGCUGCUGCUGGCAAGGGGGCGAGUGUGGGGCUGGGAGGGGUGGGGAAGCGGAGUGUGGCGGUGGAGUUUGACUCGGUGCUGAGUGUGAAGCACAGCGACCCCAACGACAACCACGUGGGCGUCAAUGUGGGCGGCUCACCUGUGUCCCUCGCCUCUGCCACGGCCCCUCUCAUCCUCAACGACGCCCACACCAAGCACGCCUGGAUCCACUACGACCCCACCAGCGCCGGCACCCUCCGAGUCUUCCUCUCCUCCGACCCCCAGCAGCCCCUCGGCCCCACCCUCACAGCAAGCGUGUCUCUCUGCUCCGCGCUCAAGCCCACUGCAUCCGACUCCCUCUUCCUCUUCGGCUUUGUUGCUCUUUCGAACAACUGGCCACAAACGCAUGUCAUUCUGACCUGGGACUUCAAGACAGUCGCAAUGUGA
Closterium sp. Yama58-4 is the source of this 2058-nucleotide messenger RNA. NCBI's taxonomy places the organism in Eukaryota, Viridiplantae, Streptophyta, Zygnematophyceae, Desmidiales, Closteriaceae. The record is from the annotation of a GenBank genome assembly.